Messenger RNA from Solanum tuberosum (potato), 1081 nucleotides. Its product is annotated as guanine nucleotide-binding protein subunit gamma 1. Gene Ontology annotation, biological process: G protein-coupled receptor signaling pathway. The transcript has 4 exons. The coding region runs from base 454 to 753 and encodes 99 amino acids. The record is from RefSeq and is a predicted model, not a curated record. NCBI's taxonomy places the organism in Eukaryota, Viridiplantae, Streptophyta, Magnoliopsida, Solanales, Solanaceae.
UUUUUUUUCUUCUUUUUGGUUUCAUCUUUCUUCUUUGUUCUUUCUGCUUUGCCUAUCCCUUGGAACAUUUCAAUUCACUUUGUAGAACAACAAAACAAAAGUAAACCCCCACCACCCCACUUCUUCUACCCCCCAAGCACUCUGCAUUGUCUCUUCAAUUGUCCAUUUCUUGUUCUGCAGAAACUGCUAAAACCCUUUUUCUGGUUUCUUGAACAGUUCCAGAAUCUCAAUUUUUUUUGUUUUUUAAUGAAAAUUGAGUGUUUUCUUGAUUCUUUUUCCAAAUGGGGCUCUUUGUUUUUAGUCUUUGAACAGUUACAGAAUCUAUAGCUUCACUUGCACGAUUUUGAUUCUUUAGGGAUUUGGUUUCUUGUUUUUCAUAUAAGAUGGGGUUCUUUUUUUAGUUUUGAACUUCUCUGAUUCUUUAGGUAUUUGGGUUUUGAUUAAUUGUGAGAAAUGCAAUCAGAGAGCUCAGAACAGGUGAGAUCGGUUGUGGCAGCAGCUGAUACUAGAGGGAAGCAUCGGAUAUCUGCUGAAUUGAAGAGACUUGAGCAAGAAACUCGUUUUUUAGAGGAAGAACUUGAAUUGCUUGACAAAAUGGAAAAGGCAUCAGCUGCUUGCAAGGAGAUGCUAAGUAAUGUGGAAACAAGGCCAGAUCCAUUACUACCAGUAACACACGGUCCAACAAAUCCUUCCUGGGAUCGAUGGUUUGAAGGAGCACAAGACGCAUCAGGUUGCAGGUGCUGGAUAUUGUGAAUUUGUGACGACCCUCAGCUGAUUUUGGAAGUUCUACUGAUUGGAGAGGAAGUUGAAGUGUUUGUAUUCACAGUUUGUUGCCUUAUACAGAGGUCUUAUGUGCAGAAAAUGACUUUUUUUUUUUAUAUCCCUUAAGAGUUGAAAUUCAAGAUUUCUAAUCUUUAUUGCUAGGUCACUCAGCAUUGUGCAGAUGACAUUUUCUAAUUUCUAUUGUAACAUCAUAACAAGUAUUUGCUUGUGUUUAGAAAUGAUUCAUAAUACCUGUCUCAGUUGCUAAACCUUCAACCAAGAACCACUGUAUGUUAUUUGUUUCAACGUUUAUUUUGGA